UGCGGGAGCCAGGAGCCAGCCGCGGGCCACCUCCACCUGGCCCCACUGACCCUCCGGGGCCAAGGCUCGGCCAAGAGUGAGCUGCCCUCGGAGGCCAGCGAGAGGAAGAUGGCCCAGUCCACCACCACCUCCCCCGAUGGGGGCACCACGUUCGAGCACCUCUGGAGCUCUCUGGAACCAGACAGCACCUACUUCGACCUUCCCCAGUCAAGCCGGGGGACUAAUGAGGCGGUGGGUGGCACAGAUUCCAGCAUGGACGUCUUCCACCUGGAGGGCAUGACCACAUCUGUCAUGGCCCAGUUCAAUUUGCUGAGCAGCACCAUGGACCAGAUGGGCAGCCGCGCGGCCUCGGCCAGCCCCUACACCCCGGAGCAUGCUGCCAGCGUGCCCACCCACUCGCCCUAUGCGCAGCCCAGCUCCACCUUCGACACCAUGUCGCCGGCACCUGUCAUCCCCUCCAACACCGACUACCCCGGGCCCCACCACUUCGAGGUCACUUUCCAGCAGUCCAGCACAGCCAAGUCGGCCACCUGGACGUACUCCCCGCUGUUGAAGAAACUGUACUGCCAAAUUGCCAAGACGUGCCCCAUCCAGAUCAAGGUGUCCACCCCACCGCCCCCGGGCACCGCCAUCCGGGCCAUGCCCGUCUACAAGAAGGCGGAGCACGUAACCGACAUUGUGAAGCGCUGCCCCAACCACGAGCUCGGGAGGGACUUCAAUGAAGGACAGUCUGCCCCAGCCAGCCACCUCAUCCGUGUGGAAGGCAAUAAUCUCUCACAGUAUGUGGACGACCCUGUCACCGGCAGGCAGAGCGUCGUGGUGCCCUAUGAGCCACCACAGGUGGGGACAGAAUUCACCACCAUCCUGUACAACUUCAUGUGCAACAGCAGCUGUGUGGGGGGCAUGAACCGGCGGCCUAUCCUCAUCAUCAUCACCCUGGAGACACGGGAUGGGCAGGUGCUGGGCCGCCGGUCCUUUGAGGGCCGCAUCUGCGCCUGUCCUGGCCGCGACCGGAAAGCGGACGAGGAUCACUACCGGGAGCAGCAGGCCCUGAACGAGAGCACCGCCAAGAAUGGGGCCGCCAGCAAGCGUGCCUUCAAGCAGAGCCCCCCUGCCGUCCCCGCCCUGGGUGCCAGCGUGAAGAAGCGGCGGCAUGGAGACGAGGACACGUACUACCUGCACGUGCGAGGCCGUGAGAACUUCGAGAUCCUGAUGAAGCUGAAGGAGAGCCUGGAGCUGAUGGAGCUGGUGCCGCAGCCGCUGGUGGACUCCUAUCGGCAGCAGCAGCAGCUCCUCCAGAGGCCGAGCCACCUGCAGCCCCCGUCCUAUGGGCCGGUCCUCUCGCCCAUGAACAAGGUGCACGGGGGCAUGAACAAGCUGCCCUCUGUCAACCAGCUGGUGGGCCAGCCUCCCCCGCACAGCUCGGCCGCAGCACCCAAUCUGGGGCCUGUGGGCCCCGGGAUGCUCAACAAUCACAGCCACACCGCACCGGCCAACGGUGAGAUGAGCAGCGGCCACGGCGCCCAGGCCAUGGUCUCGGGGCCCCACUGCACUCCGCCACCCCCCUACCACGCCGACCCCAGCCUCAUCAGUUUUUUAACAGGAUUGGGGUGUCCAAACUGCAUCGAGUAUUUCACCUCCCAAGGGUUGCAGAGCAUUUACCACCUGCAAAACCUGACCAUUGAGGACCUGGGGGCCCUGAAGAUCCCCGAGCAGUACCGCAUGACCAUCUGGCGGGGCCUGCAGGACCUGAAGCAGGGCCACGACUACGGCGCUGCGCAGCAGCUGCUCCGCUCCAGCAACGCGGCCACCAUCUCCAUCGGCAGCUCCGGGGAGCUGCAGCGCCAGCGGGUCAUGGAGGCCGUGCACUUCCGCGUGCGCCACACCAUCACCAUCCCCAACCGUGGUGGCCCGGGCGGCCCUGACGAGUGGGCAGACUUCGGCUUCGACCUGCCCGACUGCAAGGCCCGCAAGCAGCCCAUCAAAGAGGAGUUCGCGGAGGCGGAGAUCCACUGAGGGCCCCGCCCGGCCAAACCCGCAGCCUGCGCUGCAGAGACCAGAGCCGCCGCCCCUCUCCUUCCUGCGCCUCCAAAAUGGCCUCAGGAGGCAGGGCCUUCGGCUGUGCCCAGGAAAGACGAGGUCUGGCCAACCCCAGGCGCUUCCCCGGCCCCAGGAGAGGCCCCGCCCCGAAGCCACCUGCUCAGGAAGGCCUGAGUCGCCUGUGGAACCUUCUGGAGCUGCCCUAGUGAUGGGCUUGCGGGGCAGGGGCUGACCCCCUCUCUCAGCCCUGCCGCUGCCCUUGGGCUCCAUGGCUGGCGUGGGUGGGGUCUGCAGUGUCGGCUCCGUCCUCAGGCCUCAUCCUAGGGACUCUGUCAAGUGAGGUCCUCCCAAAGGAAAGGAUCCCCUUUGCUGACGGACUGCCAAAAAGUAUUUUGUGACACCUUUUGGUUCUGGAUAACAGUGACCAACCAAGUGACUGUGUCUGAAACACAUGUUAUUUUCAGGGAAUGCGUCUCCCCUGCGCUGGGGGCUGGGGACUCUCUGCCAGACUUGGGACAGGACUCUCUGCCCCCAGCAUGCUGUAUUCUGCAGGACCGACCCCCUCCUGCCCCAGUCAACAGUGUUGUGAAACUGGAGAAAACUGGGGAGGGCGCAACCCCUCCGGGGCGCGGGCAGCCGCUGGGGCCGCCUCAGUGGCCGACGCCCAGCCACACUUGCCUCUCCUCGGGGCCCCUCAGCAGACAGGGACAGUCUGUCCUUGGAGGACUGGAAAUUGUCAAUGUUUGAUAAACUGAUUCCCUUUUCUACGUGGUGGGUCAGCUUUUAUUUUUUUUUAACUUUCUCAACAUUCCCUUGAGUUCAACCUAGUGCCCACGAGCCGGGCUGAGAAAGCUGAGUGAGAAGCCAGGCGGGCGGGAACUUGUCCUCAGGAAGGCCGGGUGGGAAGGAAGCCUGGAGGGAACGCCGGGAAGGGCCAACAGGCAAAUCCGCAGGACCGCUCUGCCAUGGGAGCAGCUCCUCCCUCCCCGAGGCUGCCUUCCCUUCACCACAAGGUCCAGAGGGCAUUGCUUUCUAGGAGGCAGCAGCAGUCAGGAGGCAGACUGAGACAGGUGCUGGGGGUCUAGGCCUUCUUGAAGCACCCCAGGGAGUUAGUGGGUCCCGGGUAGAUGGUGCCUGCACCGGCCCCUGCUGGAGCCACUUCCAUCCACGAGGAGCCACUUGAGCCUUGGUGGCCAGAGCUUGACCGUCCAGGAGCACAGCUCUAGUGCAGGGAACCAGAGCCCCCACGGGGGCCCUCCGUUCCGGGCAGGUGGGCCAGUGGGAGCCCUCAGUCACGUGAGCUGAGACAUCACCCGGGUGCAGGCUGCCGGGCCCCUUCUGACGCAGCAAGCUGUGCACCCCCUGCCCAGGGUACGUGCGGAAUCAGCUCCGUCGGGCAGGAGCUUUCCCUGCUAAAGUCCUCCAGAAGCAGCAGUUAAGUCCACCAUGGGACAGCAAGGUUACACACAACGCCCUUGGGCUGGGCCCCAGAUCAGGACUUCAUCUUGCUAAGUGGCAUCACCAUCACCAGCCUCCCCUUAUUUAAAAGUCUGUUGUUGCUGCAGGUGUGUGGUCUACGAAGACUCAGGCGUCCCUCUCCCGCACCGUCCACCUCCACCUCCCGGGGCCACGACAGCACAGCCGCCUGGGUGCACCUCUGUGGGGGCAGCAGGCACGGGGCUGUCACUCCCAUGGGAUCUGGCUGCAGCCAAGGCGGGAGCCUGGUCCUCCCAUCCAGCUCCUUCCGCCGAAGGGCAGGCUCUGGCCACCCAGCCUCUAGGGCUCCAUCUCCCUAGAAAAGUGCCACACCCAGGACACGAGUCAGCAGCAGCAGCGGGCUCAGGGCUUUCCCAGGGGGGCGCGGCUACCCUGGCUGCUUGUCACCUGAGCUCCCCCUCUUACUGCCAUUUUGUAGAUGAGGAAACUGAGGCCAGAAAGGCUGAGUCCCAGCCCCAGGCAUCACACUCAUCUCUUGGGAGCUGGGCUGGGGUUGGGCAGUUGCUGCCCGAGGCCACAUGCUGGAGCCCCCACUCCGCCCCGUGCUCCACUUCAGGAGAGGCGGAGGCCAUCCUGACAUCCGGGGUGCCCGAGCCCAGCACAGACACGCUUCAAUUCCAGGGCCUUGUUGAUUUGUUUCUUAGGCAUGUUCCCUGUCCACCGAGUCCAGUGGGGCUGUCCCAAGAGCUCCUGUAGUGUGCUCCUGGGAAGGGCUGGGGGGAUGGCACAGAGCAGGGAGAGGCCCCAGGGGCAGCUAUCACUGGAAGCCCAGCCAGACGUCCAAGGAAGCUGGCCGGAGCACGGAGCAGCCAGAUGGCCCAGCUGCCCCUGUCCAGGGAGCCCACGCUGACCUCCUUGCACUGGAGAAGCAGCUGUGGGAGCAAACAGAGUCAAGACUUCACCACGGUCGGGAGAAAAUGCGAACUGCCAGGAGCAAGGCCCUUUAAGCAACGUGUUUUAUAAAACUAAAGAAAUCAACAAAUACAUGUGGAAGGUGGACAGUUUUCCCAGCAGGGCAGGGGCGGGAGGGAGGCCGCUGGCACUCCUGGAGCCAGGGGACGGGUGGUGGUCCUGAGUCUGCUCAGAGAGGCCGGGCAGGAGCCGACCAGGCAGGUCCGCUCACGUCCGCCCAGGUUGGUUUGGUGAGAAGCAGCGACUCUGCCCCAUCCCCGCAGCGUUCCCAUCAGCCUGGCUGCAGGAGGCCCUCGCUGUACCCAGGGGCCCGGCUGGCGGGAUCCGGGCACAGAGCCACUUGUCGCUUGGAACAGUCAGUGUCUCCGACACACAAACAUCCACUCCUCUGUUACCAGUUGAAGCACUUUCACGCUUUCAGGUGAAGACGAAACCCUACCUGUGCUUUCCCUGUAGGACGGUGCUUCUCCGAGCAGUAUUAACGGACUCCCUCCAGUAACACAACCCCUGCUUUUGGUAAUGUUAUCUUGGGAAAACGUGUUAUUUUUUUAGCUGUGUUUCAGUGGGGAUUUUUGUUUUUGUAACAUAAUAAAGCGUCUGUUCCAAUGA
Cebus imitator (Panamanian white-faced capuchin) is the source of this 5058-nucleotide messenger RNA. RefSeq names its product tumor protein p73 (gene TP73). Lineage: Eukaryota; Metazoa; Chordata; Mammalia; Primates; Cebidae. The record is from RefSeq and is a predicted model, not a curated record. The coding region runs from base 109 to 2016 and encodes 635 amino acids. Gene Ontology annotation, molecular function: protein binding; DNA-binding transcription factor activity, RNA polymerase II-specific; RNA polymerase II cis-regulatory region sequence-specific DNA binding. Gene Ontology annotation, biological process: regulation of transcription by RNA polymerase II; apoptotic process; protein tetramerization. Gene Ontology annotation, cellular component: nucleus. The transcript is spliced from 14 exons.